This is a messenger RNA of Cryptomeria japonica (Japanese cedar), 1513 nucleotides long. RefSeq names its product autophagy-related protein 101. Gene Ontology annotation, cellular component: phagophore assembly site. The transcript has 10 exons. Gene Ontology annotation, biological process: autophagosome assembly; autophagy. The record is from RefSeq and is a predicted model, not a curated record. The coding region runs from base 312 to 1046 and encodes 244 amino acids. NCBI's taxonomy places the organism in Eukaryota, Viridiplantae, Streptophyta, Pinopsida, Cupressales, Cupressaceae.
CUAAAUAUAAAGUCGAAUAAUUUGAUCGCUUCACGCAAAAUCCACCCCUAGUAAACCGCGUUACAGUUCUGAACUUUUCACGGUAGCGGAAGUAGAAUCCUUGAAAAGACUCUGCUGAUCCUUGAAGCUGUCCACAAAUGACUAGAUAUAUUCAAUGUCUGUGAUCUCUGGGAUCAACUAGCUCAAGGGAGGGAGGCUGCAAUUGCUUUCGGAGAAUUGGGGAAAGGUCUUCUGACCUAUGAUUAUGUUACUGGGUACAAGGGCCAAGUUAUAUUGAUUAAGUGUGAAAAAACAGAGAAGAUAAUUGUUCUAUGCUGGACUAUCGCGCUCUUCUAUUUGUCCAAAAUACCAGUCAAAUCUAUUUAAUUUGUUUUAUUGGGACACGUAUCAAGAUCAUGAAUUGUGAAGUUUUUCAACUAAAGGAAUUGGAGGUGGAGCCUUAUCAAAUUCGAGAAGUUUUGCGAUGUAUACUACACACGAUUGUAUUUCAUAGAGCUCUCGGCGUGGUUCGGCCUAAGGAUGUUGAUUUAGAUCUCUUUGAAAUAACAUAUGUGCAAUGUGGAGAUUCUGAACUUGAAAAGAAAAUUGAGGAGAAGAUUGAUCAAUUUGUAAGCUGGGUAGAAAAGCAUCCAAAUAAGAAGAGCCAGAUAUGCCUAUCCUUUUAUGAGAUUAGAAACAAAUCGACAGGGUGGUUUGGUAAUAGAGCUGAGCGCUUUUACUGGGAACAAUGGUAUAUUACUAUGAAUGUUAUAACAUCAAAGGCAGCUAGCAGUAAAUCUCAUCAUGGGAAGGCCAUAGCUGUAGAAGAGGUCACAAUGGAAGAUGGAAAUCCCCGCCAUGCUGCUUUGGAGUUGGCUCUAAGGGAUGUUUUAUUUCAAAUAAUACAAUAUGUCAAUGAGAAGAAGGACCACAUUCCUCCUGUACAAAAUUCUGAUGCUGUAUCUUUUCCUUGUGAGAUCGCCAUUCCAAGCACAUCUGAUUCUUCAUUUGGUAUGGAUAUGUUCAAAAGAAUGCUUCAGACUGGCACCCCAGGCAUGCUUAGCUGAUGAAUGAUAUCGAGUCUGUGCCAUCAUACAGCUGGCAUUGGUAAGGUGCUCAUUUCCAAAUGGUUUGUGCUUUUGCCAUGCAACAAGUCAAAACGUCGAAGUUAAAGAAAUGUCUGGAAAUCAAUUUGCAGAGCUCAACUAUAAAUAACAUUGGCAGAUACUGUCUUACCAUUCAACAUAUUUGUAUAUCAGAAGAAGUUUGAAAUUGGAAAUGUCAGGAUUACAAGUGCCUUGGCAUAGUAAUUUACUAAUUUAUUAUGAAUAAGGAUUUAGGAAGGCAAAAUUCAAGCAUGUACAGUUUUUACAAUUUUAUUGCUGUGAAGUAGCUUAUUGAGAUUAGAAUAAAUCAUUUUUAUCUUAUAAUCCUUGAAGGGGAUGAAUUUGUAAAUAAUUGAACUUUAAAAUUUCAAUUGUAUAUUUCAAAAUUAUUCUGAAAGGAGAAUAUUCUACUGGAAUUUAAAAACUUA